UCCAACCGUUCAUCCAUGUUGGACUACCUACAACUCAUUCACCCUCAAACGCGCAGAGAGAGAAAGAGAGAGAGAGAGAGAGUGAAAGAGGACCCUAAUUCCGCAAACAGAACGAGAAGAUUCUCUCUCGCAGUCCCAGCAAUUCUUCUGGUAACGCAAUCAAACCAAUCGGAUUAUACUGUUAAAAUGGCCAAUAAUUCUCAGCCCCCUGGUAUGCAGUUUCGGCCAGUCAUUCAGGCCCAGCAAGGUCAGCCAUUUGCUCCAAUGGCUUCCCAACAAUUUGGACUUGCAGGACAUGCUAUUCCUUCUUCAAAUGUUGCAAUGCCUGUUGGUCAGAGUCAGCAAUUGCAGUAUUCACAACCAAUGCAGCAGUUGCCUCCAAGACAUAUUCAGCCUGGUCAACCUGCACCUUCGUCGCAGGUUAUACCUAUGCAAUAUAUCCAAACAAAUAGACCCCCGACAUCCGUCCCACCACAUUCACAGCCAACUGUUCCCCACUUAAGCAGUCAUAUGCCCAGCUUGGCUGUUUCAGCAGCAACUUCUCAUUCUUCAUAUACUUUUCAACCACCGUAUAGUCAGCAGCAGGAUAAUGUUAAUGCAAUGGCUCAGUACCAGCAAUCGGGCCAAAUGCAUGCUCCUCCGGCUGGACAACCUUGGGUGUCCUCUGUUUCUCAGAGUGCUGCAACUGUUACACCAGUGCAACAGGCUGGAGUGCAAUCAUCUGGUACUCCGUCAACUGAUUCUGCAACAAGUGCCCCUAACCAGCAGUCAGCAUCUGAUUGGCAAGAGCAUACUGCAGCUGAUGGCAGAAGAUAUUACUACAACAAGAGGACAAGGCAAUCUAGUUGGGAGAAACCAUUGGAACUGAUGUCACCUAUUGAGAGGGCUGAUGCAUCAACUGUUUGGAAAGAAUUCACAUCUUCAGAUGGAAGAAAGUAUUAUUACAACAAGGUUACUCAGCAAUCAACAUGGUCAAUACCAGAGGAACUUAAGUUGGCUCGUGAAUUGGCGCUGAAAGCUGCCAAUCAGGGAAUGCAGUUAGAAACAAGUGAUACAUCGAAUACUGCUGUUUCAUCUGCUGCACCAUCAACAGUGACUAAUACUGCUAGCUCAAACACUCCUUUGACAUCAAAUGGGCUUGCUUCAAGUCCAGCAUCUGUCACACCAAUUGCAUCGUCAACUGGUCCUCAGCAGUUGGUUUCUGGAUUAUCAAGUACCACUGGGACUGAACUGAGUACUGUGGUAACUGCGUCUACGGCAGUAGCUGGACCUGCAAAUCCUCUUGACACCACUACACCGUCCAGUGUUGAAAAUCAAGCAUCUCAGGAUUUUGCUGCUCCUACCGGUGGAGCUUCUGUUAAAGAUAUAGAGGAAACCAAAAAAGGAUUGCCAGUUGCUGGAAAAGUUAAUGUGACUCUGCCAGAGGAGAAAGCAAAUGAUAAAGAAACCUUUGCAUAUGCAAAUAAGAUGGAAGCAAAAAUUGCAUUUAAGGCACUAUUGGAGUCUGCUAAUGUUCAGUCUGAUUGGACAUGGGAACAGGCGAUGAGAGAAAUAAUCAAUGACAAAAGAUACAAUGCUCUAAAAACACUUGGUGAGCGGAAACAAGCUUUUAAUGAGUAUUUGGGCCAAAGGAAGAAGCUAGAGGCUGAAGAGAGACGCAUGAAGCAGAAAAAAGCUCGAGAAGAAUUCACAAAGAUGUUGGAAGAGUGCAAGGAGCUAACUUCAUCCAUGAGAUGGAGCAAAGCAAUCAAUAUGUUUGAAAAUGAUGGGUUUCGCAAUCAAAGAUGUCUAAAAUUUUAUUCCUUGUUAUACUGUUUGGAAAAGGAAAAUGCUGCUGAGGAACACAGACGGAAUUUAGCAGAAUACAGGAAAUUCUUGGAGUCAUGUGAUUAUGUGAAGGUUCACAGUCCAUGGCGAAAAGUCCAAGAUCGGUUAGAGGACGAUGAUAGAUAUUUACGGCUUGAAAAAAUUGACCGCUUGCUUGUUUUCCAGGACUAUAUUCGUGAAUUGGAAAAGGAAGAAGAGGAGCAAAAACGAGUACAGAAGGAGCGAGUUCGUCGUGGUGAAAGGAAAAAUCGUGAUGCAUUCCGCAAGUUGUUGGAAGAACAUGUUGCUGCUGGAAUUCUUAAUGCUAAAACUCAAUGGAGAGAAUACUGCUUGAAGGUUAGGGAUUUGCCUCAAUAUCAAGCUGUCGCAUCAAACACAUCUGGUUCCACUCCUAAGGAUUUAUUUGAGGAUGUAGUAGAAGAUCUUGAAAAUCAGUACCAUGAAGACAAGACACUGGUAAAAGAUAUAAUUAAGUCAGGCAAGAUCACUGUAGUGUCCACUUCGGUGUUUGAGGAAUUCAAGGCUGCUAUCUUGGAAGAAGCUAGUUGCGAAACAAUAUCAGAGAUCAAUUUGAAGCUUAUAUUCGAAGACUUGUUAGAGAGAGCUAAAGAGAAAGAGGAGAAAGAAGCUAAGAAGCGCCAGCGCCUUGCUGAUGACUUAACUAACCUGUUAUAUACAUUUAAGGAUAUUACUACUUCUUCAACUUGGGAGGAUUGCAAGCCACUUGUUGAGGAGACACAAGAGUACAGAUCAAUGGGGGAUGAAAACUACAGUAGAGAAGUAUUUGAGGAGUACAUUACAUACCUAAAGGAAAAAGCUAAAGAGAAGGAACGCAAGCGUGAAGAGGAAAAGGCCAGAAAGGAGAAAGAGAGAGAAGAGAAAGAGAAACGGAAGGAGAAGGAAAAGGAAAAGAAAGAGAAGGAUAGAGAACGCGAGAAAGAAAAGUCUAAAGAUCGGCAUAAGAAGGACGACACAGAUAGUGAAAACCAAGAUAUUGAAAGCCAUGGUUUCAAGGAAGAGAAGAAAAAAGACAAAGAUAAGGAAAGGAAACACAGGAAGAGGCGACACAGCAGUGUAGAGGAUGUGGAUUCCGAGAGGGAUGAAAAAGAAGAGUCUAAGAAAUCACGAAAGCACGGCAGCGACCGAAAGAAAUCUCGAAAGCAUGCAAACUCUCCAGAAUCAGACAAUGAAACCCGGCAUAGAAGACACAAGAGGGAGCACCGUGAUGGUUCCCGGAAAACCGGGGGCCAUGAAGAACUUGAAGACGGGGAACUCGGCGAUGAUGCAGAGAUUUAGACGCUAGGUUGCUAACCUUUUUGCAGUUAUGAGAUACAGAACUUUGCCUGCAUCCUUUCAAGACUUGGGUUGUCGAAUAUUAAUUUUGUUCUUUUAGACUCCCCUUUUCUUGGGGAACAUUUGUGUUUAGGAGAUUUGACUUCAUAUGUAAAAAAAAAUUAGAAUCUGUUGGUUCUCCUUGGAUUUAUCAAUUAACAUGUCCACUUUGUACCAAGGUUUUUGAGUCCUUGCGUAUUUGCAAGUCCAAAUUUUAAAAAAUCAACUUUAGGUCUACAAGCUGAACAAUGUGCGGAUAAUUUGACAA
Messenger RNA from Arachis ipaensis, 3427 nucleotides. NCBI's taxonomy places the organism in Eukaryota, Viridiplantae, Streptophyta, Magnoliopsida, Fabales, Fabaceae. The record is from RefSeq and is a predicted model, not a curated record.